Messenger RNA from Talaromyces proteolyticus, 1623 nucleotides. Its product is annotated as AAT family amino acid transporter. The record is from RefSeq and is a predicted model, not a curated record. Gene Ontology annotation, biological process: amino acid transmembrane transport. Gene Ontology annotation, molecular function: amino acid transmembrane transporter activity. The transcript has 7 exons. Bases 1 to 1623 code for a protein of 540 amino acids. NCBI's taxonomy places the organism in Eukaryota, Fungi, Ascomycota, Eurotiomycetes, Eurotiales, Trichocomaceae. Gene Ontology annotation, cellular component: membrane.
AUGUCCUGUGAUAAACAGCAGGCACCGCCUCCUGAAAAGCAACUUCACCGUGGCCUAAAACCGCGUCACCUUAGCAUGAUUGCCUUGGGAGGUGCUAUAGGGAGCGGCCUGAUUAUUGGCAGCGGUCAGGGUCUGGCAGCAUACGGCCCGGCGUCGCUACUCAUUGGAUAUUCCAUCACUGGCCUGCUCUGUUUCAUUGUCAUCACAGCUCUCGGCGAGAUGGCCACAUGGCUACCUCUGGGCACAGGUUUCUCGGGAUAUGCCAGCCGCUUCGUAGAUCCAAGUUUGGGGUUUGCCUUGGGAUGGUCAUAUGCGUUCAAAUACUUCUUCGCUUCAGCUAAUCAACUGACAUCUCUGGCCCUCGUUCUUCAGUUUUGGGUAGAUCGCGGCCGCGUGAAUCCUGGUGUAUUUAUUCUCAUCUUCUGGCUUGUUGUUGUGACGGUCAACUAUCUGGGAGUCCAUGUCCUAGGAGAGGUGGAAUUUUGGCUAUCCGCUACUAAACUCAUCAUUCUCCUAGGCUUUAUUAUCUUGGGAAUUGUUCUUGCUGCUGGCGGAGGUCCUAAUGGGCAUGCUACAGGCUUCGAGUACUGGUCAAAUCCUGGAGCCAUUAAGCCUUAUAUUGCCGACGGUGCAACAGGCAAGUUUCUCUCGAUCUGGGCUGCUCUCAACUCCGGUAUUUUUGCCUAUAUAGGCACCGAGAUGGUCGGAGUUACCGUAGGCGAGGCCAAGAACCCGCGACAGGCUAUCCCUAGGGCGAUACGUAUGACAUUUUGGAGAAUAUUGUUUUUCUACAUCGCCAACAUCUUUCUUAUCGGCAUGCUGGUGCCAUUCAACUCUCCCCAGUUGAGUUUUGCACAGAAAGCUACUCACAGUGCGGCGGCAUCUCCCUUCGUUGUCGCUGUCCAGGUUGCUGGUAUUAAGGUGCUUCCUGGAAUCAUCAAUGCAGCAGUGAUGGUGUUCAGCCUCUCAGCCGCCGUCACCGACGUAUAUGUUGCAUCUCGCACAUUAUAUAGCCUUGCUAUUCAGAACCAAGCCCCAGAUUUUCUCGCGCGGACAAACAAGAGAAGAACUCCCAUCUGGGCGUUCACAGUCGCAGCUUCAAUGGCACUGCUGGCGUUUAUGAAUGUUUCAGACGAGUCGACUAAAGUAUUCGGAUACUUUGUGGACCUCACUACGACUUUUGGCCUGCUUACAUGGAUUACUAUUCUGAUCAGCCACAUUCAAUUUGUCAGGGCACGAAAGGCACAAGAAAUCACUGAUUCGUCUUUGCACUACCGGGCACCUUUCGGCGCUUUUGGUUCCAUAAUCGCAUUAUUCUUCUGCAUUCUCAUUGUCCUCACCAAGAAUUUUUCAGUCUUCACCCAUGGGUCAUGGGGUAAUUUUGACUACCGAAAUUUCCUCACCGGUUACCUUGGCGUUGUCGUCUAUAUCUGUUUGAUAAUUGGAUGGAAGUUUUGGAAUAGAACCGAAUUCGUCAGCCCGCUUGAAGCUGAUAUUUGGACUGGCAAAGCAGAAAUAGACCAAAAUGAAGCUGAAUUCCUUGAAAUUCAGGCUCCAAAGACAGUGAUGAUUAAUACGAAGCUGCGCUGGUUGUACCAUUAUAGUAUUGGUCGUAUCUUGUGA